AUGAAUUGGGAAGAUAUGUCCUCUGUCUAUUCCUCACCUCCGCGGUUGCACCUCCGGGCGGCGGCGGCGGCGGUGGAGGCGGCGGCGGAGGCGGAGGAGGUGGAGCAAGAGGAGGAGGAGGUGGUGGAGGCGUUAGUGGUGGCGGUGGAGCCAGAGGAGGCGGCAGCGGCGGAGUCGGAACAGGUGGCGGUGGAAGUAGCGGCGGCGGAACAAGGGGUGGAGGCACCGGCGGCGGUGGCAGUAGCGGCGGUGGAACAAGGGGUGGUGGCAGCGGCGGAGGCUCAACCCGUACAGGUGGCCGUGGUGGAACAGGAGGAGGAGGAGGCGAAGAUGGUGAUGGCGGCGGAGGCGGUGACGGAGGCGGCGGUGGCAGCGGCGGCUCAUCAACGGGUGGCGGAGGUCAAAGCAGCGGCGGGACCACGAGUGUCGUGCGUCCGCUGCCUAAUGGGGGUUCGCGGCGGCCCACUAACAGCAGCCCGUAUACGUCUGUGA
Messenger RNA from Striga asiatica, 492 nucleotides. The record is from the annotation of a GenBank genome assembly. Lineage: Eukaryota; Viridiplantae; Streptophyta; Magnoliopsida; Lamiales; Orobanchaceae.